AUGCAUGGACGAAGAGCUAAAAUUUGUAAAGAUGAGGAAGUUAAGCUUGAAAAAGCCAAAGAGUUAAUUCCCCUUGUAAACAUUUUAUUAAAAAAGAAAAGUGGAAAAAUUUAUGAUAAAGAAUACAUCGAAACGACAUCCAUCAUUUUGAAAAAAUGUCCCUACUUACAAACCUUAUGGAAUUAUAGGAGGGAGUAUUUUGAAUAUGUAAAAAAUAUGAAAUUAUGUGAAGGUGAUGAAAAAAAGGAUUACAAUAAGAACCUACUUCACGAAUUAAAAACUAUGAUGAAAAAUGAAAAUGUGAUGGUUGAAGAAAUUUUAAAUAAAUUUAGUAAGUGUAAUGAAUUAUGGUUCCAUAAACUAUGGAUAAUUAAAGUCUGUCUAAAAAAUAAUUUUAUAGAUAUUUCUGAUUUGAUAAAAGAAUUAGAAUUUUGCAAGAAUUCCUUCUACAAAGAUGACAGGAAUUACCAUAGCUGGAAUUACAGAUCUUAUAUAAUAGCCUGUAUACAAAUAUAUGUGAAAAAAAUAAAACACGAAAAAAUGAAGAAUGAGAAAAAUGAAAGGAAUGAGAAUAAUCACGUUUGUAAAGAAUUUGAUAACGAUUUUAACAUUCAUGAAUCCAAUUAUGAGUUGUCAAAAAUGUUGAUUGAAAAAAAUUUUUCAAAUUUCUCUGCAUGGUUUUUGAAGUAUACCAUAUGUGAAUCGUUAAUUAAUAUCAAUAACGAAUUAAAUUUGAUAAAAAAUGCAAUAUAUACUGAUCCUUUUGAUCAAAGUUUAUGGGAAUUUUAUAGAUGGUUUCUUUUUCAAAGAGGUAAUUACAAAGAAAAGGUAUUUUUUAUUCUUUUAGAAAAAAAUUCAAUUUUUUUUUUUUUUCAAAACUUAGUUAAGCUUAAUAUAUCCAAAUCAAAAUGCUAUGAUUUAAAUAAUGAGGAAGUCAAAGGGGAAUGGGGAAAACAUUUCCUAAUUCAUAAUAACCCGAACAAUAAUUUUGAAUCCUAUGUGUACUUUUUUAAAGUUACUGAUGAAUUUGUUGGUAAGAAUAUUUUUAAUAAUUUUAAUUCUUCUUUAAAAUUUUGUAUAUAUUAUUAUAAAUAUAAUAUAUAUGAGCCUGGAAAAAUACAUUACGAAAAAAAUGUAUUGCAAGAUCUGAUCGUUGAUCAUGAAUAUUUAAGUGAAGAAGACAAGUUUGAAUACAACUUUAACUACGAAAUAGAUUUUUCAAAAUUUUCAAAAAAUGAAAAUUUUAAGUUAUUACUAGAUUACGACAUACAGAAUAGUGAAAAUAUUCAAAUAUUUUCCAAGUCUAGUUGUGUAAAUACAUUCUUCUCUUUGUAUAAAUAUAUAAGCUAUUCUAAUAAACUGCUAAAUACAGCCAAACAUAUAAAUCUCUUUUCAUUGAAUUUGGAGCUAGAGCAAAUUGAUGAACUCUUACUUUUGGAAAACAAUUGCAAAUUCGCCUUAUUUACUAGAUUUGAAAUACUAAAAAGGUUAGAAAGAUUCGAAGAACUUUUUCAUUUACUUAAGGUGCUAAAAGAAGUUGACAAAAUCAGGGAGGGAUACUACGAAGACUUGGAAACAGAACUCAGAAUACAAAAAAAAAUAUAUGAUUACUACGAGAACUCAGAAAUAGUUGACAACGACGAGUUAGAUCUAAGUGGCUUAAAUAUUGAUAGCAUAAUUUAUCCUCUCCUAAUGGAAGCUUUUUUUAUACCGAACAUUAAUUUGUCGAAUAAUUUAAUAUCAGAAUCGUGCACAGGAAAAUUUACUGUAAAUUUUUUAUACAACCUGAAGGAACUAAAUUUGAGUCAUAAUAAAAUAAACUGUCUUGUCACACUAAUGAAAAAUUUGCAUAAUCUAAAAUUAUUGGAGAAGUUUGAUGUUAGCAACAAUCCUUUAGCAAACAUAGAUGAAGAUAUGGAUAACUUCACAUUUGUUACAUUACCCCAAUUAAAAGAAAUUAACAUUAGUGAUAGCAACAUUUCGCUGUUACUGAACCAAAACUACAAGCACAUAAACGAGAUUAACAAGUAUAAUGUUGUGAAGAAUAAUAACAAGGUAAUUUUAUCAAAACAAUAA
This is a messenger RNA of Plasmodium gonderi, 2076 nucleotides long. RefSeq names its product protein prenyltransferase alpha subunit. Gene Ontology annotation, biological process: protein geranylgeranylation. Gene Ontology annotation, cellular component: cytoplasm; Rab-protein geranylgeranyltransferase complex. Bases 1 to 2076 code for a protein of 691 amino acids. Gene Ontology annotation, molecular function: protein binding; Rab geranylgeranyltransferase activity. NCBI's taxonomy places the organism in Eukaryota, Apicomplexa, Aconoidasida, Haemosporida, Plasmodiidae. The transcript is spliced from 8 exons. The record is from RefSeq and is a predicted model, not a curated record.